AUGCGGCCGUUGGAGUUCGUGCAAGGCGUGCUGCCGCGCCUGCCGCGGUCGCUACAGCGCCUCGACCUCCACGCGAACCACUUCCUCUCGGCCGGCGCAUGCCUGGGGGGAAACGAGCCCGACGUGGUGGAAGGCCGGGUGGGGGACGUUUUAGGGGGAGGGCAUGCGGAAGCAGCGGCGCGGAGAGGGGAAGGGACUGCGGAAGGAGACGACGAGGAGCAGGCGGGAGGCAGCGCAGGUGAUCGUGCGUAUGAGCGCGCGCUGCCGUUACCCCAGCACGCCACUCCCCACGACUCCUUCCUCUACGCCGUCGCCUCCUCGCUCCCCGCGCUCCGCGCUCUCGACCUCGACACGCCCUCGCGCCUCUCCCACGCCGCCGUGCUCCACCUGCCGCUCGCCCUGCCGCGCCUCACGAGCCUCUCCCUCUAUUCCAACGCUAUCACAUGGCCCACUGUGUUCUCCCUGCUCGCCCUCGCGCCCUCCCUCCGCUGCCUCUCCCUCGUCUCGUCCGCGCUCACCACUUCCCCCUCCCGCCCCCGCAGACCCCCUGUCCCCCCCUCCGCCCACCCACCAGGUCCUUCCUCCCUUGACUUCUUCCCUUUUCCACGGCCCGCCCUUGCUGUGGGUGCUGCCGCCACCACCGGCACGACAACCACCGCUAUGAUUCCACCGAGCAGCACCAGUGGGAGUAAUCCGUCUGCGCUGCUGCCCGCCCUGCCAUCCACCCUCCCGCCCCUCUCCUCCCUGCGCCUGUACACGUCGCCACAUCGCUCCGUGCAGUGGGACCUGCCCCCCGCACACUCCCUGCUGCGCGCCCUCCUCGCCCUCCCUGCUCCUCCCACUGCCCCGCCUGCCACCCCCAUCGCUCCCUCUUCUUUCCUUGACUCACCCGCUGCAGCUCGUGCACCAGAAAGCGGCUUUGGCUUCACAGCUCGUGCAGCUCUGUGUGUGCCUACCACUAGCAGCACCGUCCUCGCAGCACAGGAACCCGUGCCUGCUGCAGCACCCAGCACAAGGCCCACAGCAGCAGCGGCAUGUGGGAGAAUGGGGGGCUCUGGGCUCAUGGCCCGCAUGGCGGCCCGUGCAGGUGCUGCUGAUGCCGGUUCUGCUGGUGCAGGUGCUGUCACAGGCAGGCCCCAGAGUGUUCGGACAAUGGGGUCAGUGGGUGCAUGCUCCCUGCGCUCCCUGCACGCGCAGCACACCUUCAGCGCGUCCUGGCAAAGCAUAGGCGUGUGCUGCCAUGGGCUCACAGAGCUCGACCUCUCCUUCCCUCCGCGGCCCCACUCCCCCUCCACAUGGGGCGGGGCAGCAGCACAGGGGGGGCUGACAGGCAUAGAGGAGAUCGUGCUGUGUGGGACUCUCUCCAUGCUGCCACACCUGCAGCGCCUCGCUCUGCCCAGUGCCAACGACCAGGUGCUCACGCACGUGGCCCGCUGCUGCCCCCACCUCUCGUCCCUCCUCGCUCAGCCACACAUACUCGCCACCUCCCCCGAUGCCAGCCUCCCCCGCUGCCCCCCGCAGCCGCAUGUGACAGACGAUGGCGUGCGGGCGCUGGCACAUGGGUGCACGCGGUUGGUCCACCUGAGCUUGGCGGGGUGUGUGCGUGUGGGGGCAGCAGUGCGGCAGCUGGCAUUCCACUGCCAGCAGCUGCGAGUGCUGAGGCUGGAAGGCAGCGCUGUGGACGAUAAGGCAGUGCUGGGAGCACUCUUUGGUGGAGCCUGGAAGUGCCAUGCUGUUUAUCCCUCUUCUUCUUCUUCUGCUCGUGCUGCUGUUAAAGGGGCUGGUGGUGGUGCAAGUGGUGCUGCCAGUGUCUCUGGCGGCCAUGGUACCAAUGGCGUGGUGCAGCUGCUGCUUCCUAGGCUUGUGCUGCUGGACCUGUGGGGCUGUGCUGCUGUCACCUCUGAAUUGCUACUCGCUAUUCUGCAGGCAGCAAGGGAGCUGGCAGCAGCAGCAGCGGCAGCAAGGAAAGGAAAGGAAUCCGGAGAGAAAGAAGUCGGGAUUCCUGAAGGGGCUUUAAAAGGCAAGGAUCAUGAGAGGCCUUCAGGAGGAAACAAGUGCACGAAGCGUGGAGGGGAAGAGGUGGUGGAACGCAGGUCCAAUGUUGGUCAGCUGCAGCUUCAGCUUCGGCGCCUCAUGGUGUCUCCAAGCGUCCUCAAGGGGUCCAAAGGGAAUGACAAGGGGGGGAUAAAGAAUAAGGCCGAUGACCGGGAUUUCCGCCUAACGCGGGCGCGCGAGAUGCUAGCUCACGCGAGCGAUUCGGAGCGACGGCAGCUGGAGUCGUUUUACCCUGAACUACGGAGCGGCGCGGACGACUUUGAUGAGGACCCAAUGGACGGCGACGAUUUGGCGACGAUCGACUUGGACGACCCUCCACUGUUCUUCCUCCACGUCGGUCGCGAUUGGCUCGAAGCUGACGUCACCACGUCUACUAACGGCAUCGAUUUUGGCCUUAUAGGCUGUCAGCUCUCUUCCGCCGAUUUCGUUGGCUUGCGCGAGGUACCGCAUGCAGCGGCCUCCGCGGACCUCCCCUCCGCGGAUCUUCAUCUCCAGCCGCCGGCUCCCGCCGCCAAAUCGGCUUCCGCCGCCGCUGCCGCCGCCGCCGCUUCCCGACGCCCGCGUGCCUUUUUAUCGUCGCUGCUCGUGCCCUCCGCUAAGCUCGCUGGCGGCGCAGCCACGCGCAAAUCCGCGUCGGGGUCCACUGGUGUCUCCUGGACUGGCGGAACGAACGGCGUGGCGCGCACGCGGCACAGCGUGCCGGAUGGGGGUGACCGCCACAGCGCGCGGGAUACAGGGCGGACGCAGAAGACGGGGGACUGUAAUGGCGGGGCAUUGAACGGCGGUGUAGGGGGUUUCGUUGGAGGGGAAGAGCAGAGCGGGGGAGGCGGGGGACCUGGUCGUGCGGAGAGAACCAGGGGCAGCGCGGGAAGCCGAUGGGACGGGCCCAUGCGCCGACUGACUUUCUCCUGCAACGCCAGCGGGUACAAGGCGAUAGAGGGCAAGAUAAGCGAGUGGGCAGCAGCAGCGCACAGCACGGCCAUCAUGAUCGACGCCAGUAAAGCCGCCAUCCGCGCCCGCUCCUCCUCCUCCUCCUCCUCCCUCUCCUCCGCCGCUGCCCCACACCGCCCCAGCACUGGAGCAACAGCAGCAGGGGCAGCAGGCGCGAGCAGAGCACGAGUGGCAAACGGUGGGCCCAGCAGGGGAAGGGGCUCGGGUUCCAGAGGAAUGCUGCGGAGCCCGUCAGAUGAUGCAGUAUCAGAAAGGGGCGCAGUGGGGAUGCGCGUGGGAGCGUCCCAAGAGGGAGUGGGGGGCGAGGCUGUGCCGAGUGGGGAGUCGACGGUGGGUGGGUGGGCUGUGUUUUAUGGCUCCCUGCCUGCCAACGACGUUGCUGCCAUGCCGCCACACGCAGAGCAACCACAGGAAGCAGCACAGGAGCAGACGCAGGGUAGGGCUCACGAGCAGGAGGGGAAGAGGGGGGAGGAGGUGAGGAGGGGAUUGGAGGAGCAGCAAGCAGCAGCGGUGCAGGGUGCGGGGUGUGAGCGGGGCGAGAGGCCAUGUGGUGUUGGGGAACAGUUCGUGGAAGGAUGCGGUGCAGGCAUGUCAGGUGGAGGGGGUGAGAGUCCGUCUGGGUGUGAGGGAGAGAGGGCAGAGGGAGAGGUGGGCUUGGGUGUGGUGCAGGGGAGUGGCAUGGCGGAGGAGGGGAUGACGGACAGUGAACCCGCGAAGGGGGGCAGCGGUGCUGUGGCUGUGGAGGGUCGGUUCCUUCCCUCUCGGGAUGCUCCGUCGCAGCUCUUAUCUGAUGGCAACUGCAAAGCGCUGGCAGUGGCUCUUCCUGCGCGCCUGCGCACGGCCCGGUGGACGCUGCUGUACAGCACUGCCAGGGACGGCAUCAGUCUGGCCACGCUGUACCGCAAAGUGGCGAAGAAGGGACCCUUGCUGCUCAUUGUGCGCGAUUCCCGCAAGCAUGUGUUUGGCUGCUUUACAUCAGAGGAAUGGAAGGUGUCUACUCGUUAUUAUGGCAACGGGGAGUGCUUUGCCUUCCAGGUGCGGCCUCAGCUGAUGGCUUUUCGGUGGACACGGGCCAACGCAUUGUUCAUGCUCUCCAGUGCCAACUCCCUCGCACUUGGUGGCGGGGAUCACUACAGCCUGCUGUUGCAGUCUGACCUUCUGUCAGGCUACAGCGGACCCUGUUCCACAUUUGGCAGCUGCUCCCUCUCAAGCACGGAGGACUUCAGCGUGACACGUGUGGAAGUGUGGGGCUUCAAAUGA
Messenger RNA from Closterium sp. Yama58-4, 4266 nucleotides. The record is from the annotation of a GenBank genome assembly. Lineage: Eukaryota; Viridiplantae; Streptophyta; Zygnematophyceae; Desmidiales; Closteriaceae.